AUGGACGGCGUCCUCGUCGGCGGCGCGCCGCUGGGCACGAAGCUGCCGACAGAGGAGGACGGCCUGCGGUCGACGAGGGUCGUGCAGCUGCCGCGCAUCCUGUCGGUGCUGACGCGCCAGGCGCACCUCAUCGGCAACGGCAUGCCGAACGAGUACCUCCGGGAGAUGGAGCGGGUGCGCGACCUCGAGGGCUUCGCGGCCGUCGUCUACUCGAGCAACUGGGAGAACGAGGUCAUGCGGGACCAGAACCUCGCGGCGGGCGUGGCCGAGGCCAAGGACGGCGGCGACAAGCCGGCGGCGGGCUCGGGCGAAGAGAGCAUCGUGCUUGUCGAUCGCCAGCCGAGUCUCGAGGAUGCCUGGAGCAGGGCGCAGCAGAAGUGA
Verticillium alfalfae VaMs.102 is the source of this 381-nucleotide messenger RNA. Its product is annotated as peroxisomal biogenesis factor 3. The coding region runs from base 1 to 381 and encodes 126 amino acids. NCBI's taxonomy places the organism in Eukaryota, Fungi, Ascomycota, Sordariomycetes, Glomerellales, Plectosphaerellaceae. The record is from RefSeq and is a predicted model, not a curated record. Gene Ontology annotation, cellular component: peroxisomal membrane. The transcript has a single exon. Gene Ontology annotation, biological process: peroxisome organization.